GUACCGAGUCAGACCCAGCACCAGACAUGCGCCAAAUCAUCUAAGCCCGGCUGCGCGCGUUUACAACCCACCAAGGAGCACGGACGCACGGCAGCAGCUUGGACUCAUCCCUCACCGGUUCUCCUUGAAAGAUCUCGAGAUUUGCCCUUUUUUUUUUUCCUUUUUUUUUCUUGAAAUACAAGAAAUCUAGUCAAUCUGUUGCCUUGGAUGCAGCUACGACGACGACGAUGCGGCGGCGUUGCAACUAAAAAAUCUCCCACCUCCUCCGUUUUUACCGGUUCUUUUUGAGGAGGUAAAAAAGAGACAUUUAUACAACAUUAACAAUGAAGCUAAAACCGAACCAGACCAGGACCUACGACGGAGAGGGGUUCAAGAAGCGAGCGGCGUGUCUGUGCUUCAAAAACGAACUCGAGGAAGAGGUUUUACUGGUGAGCAGUAGUCGACACCCGGAUCAAUGGAUUGUCCCCGGGGGAGGGAUGGAGCCCGAGGAGGAGCCGUGUGGAGCCGCUGUCAGAGAGGUGUUUGAGGAGGCUGGUGUAAGGGGAAAACUGGGACGUCUGCUUGGUGUAUUUGAGCAAAACCAGGAUCGUAAACACAGAACAUAUGUGUAUGUGUUGACUGUCACAGAGACACUGGAGGCCUGGGAGGACAGUGUCAACAUAGGCCGUAAGCGGGAGUGGUUCACAGUGGAUGAGGCCAUCAAAGUUCUGCAGAGCCACAAACCGGUGCAUGCAGAGUACCUGCGCAGACUUCAGCUCAACUGCUCCUCCACAAAUGGAAACUCCAUCCUGCCCAGCCCCCAGGCCAACGACAACUACCCCCACUUCAGUGCUACCACCACAGCCUCUACGGGGGGCGUCCUGGCCUCCUCACGUAGAUAGGACCGCGCCAUGGCCUAAAGUGAUAGGGGAUAUUAACUGCCAGGGGCCUGUGCACAAACCUCCACCUUCACAGCCACCUGCAUGGAGACUCUAAUGAGAUAUUUGUUCAUUUGUAGAUUAUUUUUGGGACAGACCAAAGUCAUUAACCUCACUGGUGUACAGGAAUGAGGGGAGGACAGGUGGUUUUUCUGUAUCUUCUUCACAUUUUGGACAACACCUUACUGUCAAGUGGAGUUUUGGGAGGAAUAACCUGCUGGUUUCAAGACAAACUUGAAAGAAUGCCUUACAGAAAUCUUGUGUGAAUGGUGUAUUUGAUUAAAAUAUUUUAUUUUUGUUUAAGGGGAGAUGACAUGGUUUCCCAUCAAGAGGGUACUGACCCAAGAAUGUGUUCAUAUUUUGUGUCUUAUUCAUAAAUUCAACAAGCCUAUUGGGCAAGACACUACAGUAUUAUUAUUUCUAUCCACCACAAGUAUCCUUAUAAUUUUUCACUUCUGGUAUCAUGAAGUGUUAAGAUUUAAUAAGUUAAGCAGGACAAAACUAGAACUAAAUCUAGUAGUAUACAAUUACUAAUUCGGAACAAAAAUUGUUUAACUAACUCUAAAUUUGACUUAGCCACUCCCACACAAAGACUAAACCAGGACUAGAUCAGACCUAGCUACAUUCAUAACUUGAAACAUGGAACAAAACACACCCAUGCCAUCAUUUGAUUUUCACUAUGCUUAUUUUUUAAUUUCCAGGAGCCACAUUUUGUAUUAUGCAGCAUGCGUUUAAAAUAUUGUGUUUAAAUAUGUGUUUCUUAUCCAAUUGAAUUUUGUGUUUUAUAUGGGAAAAGGUACUGUGUGGUAUAUGGGCUACCUCAGAAACUUAAACUGGAAAAGUUAUGCUGCUGUUCUGGUCUCGGCUGACACAGCUAGGUAAUGGUUAAAAUUCAGCUAGAGCUUAGACAUUUACACUGAGCUAACCUUGACAUACCGACCAUCUUGUUGUCCAUUUACAAGCGCAUACCUUUCAUCACAGUGUCCCAUAUUGUCAAUGGUGAUGUAUUUAACAGUGCAAAGAACAGCACGCCAUAUUUAUAAUGUGCUUUCUUUAACUUAGGAAUAAGCCCACCAUAAGCAAUUUCAGUUCUUUGUUUAAAUGGGUUGCAUUAACAAUCUGGAAUCCCAUGUCAAAAUGUCUAAUGGAGGGUAUGACCUGUUAAAUAUGAAAGUUAAACAAAUUCUAAAAUGGAAAAAAAAAAACACAAAUAUUGAACUGAUAUGUGGAGCUGUAGCAUCCAAAACACUACAUUAAAAUGGGCUGACAAAGAAGACCUCAGUUUUAAUCUAUAAGACUCAUAGAAUGUUGAAGGCCACCUAUAAAUAUAAGUUACUAUGAAAAAAGUAAACAUUUUGAUGAAAUGUAAUGUUUUUCCCAUAUUUUCUCUUUAACUCUAUGCUGCUGAAUAAGCUUUCACCCUAAAAAUGUCACUAAAGGGUUUACAUUUGAGUUUGAGUUACAGCUGAAAUCAUGUAUUUGCUCCUCUGUUCACAGCUGAAUGGUGAGAAGUAAAGAAUAAAAUUGUAUAUAGUUUUAGAAGACAGUGAAAUGUGUUUUUAACCUUGAAUGAACAUGUACAAAUGUAUGAAAAUAUUUUAUAAUUUUUUAAACAAUGUAAAAUUACACAAACUAUCGCAAGUUAUGUACAGGAUUUUUGUUUGAAAUUAUGUGCCACAAGUUUAAGAUCUGAAGGCUGGUUUGCUAAGUAUGAGUGACUAGAUGAUGUGUUCAUAUGUCUGGUUUAAUAUGUUGGAUUGGAUAAUAGUUGGUUGGCUUAAUGAAGAAAAACAUGGUGUACAUAUAAACAAUAUGUUGUAGUUAUAGUAAAAUUGACCAUACACCAAAAUAUACAUAUUUUUGACAUAUAGGGAUAAAAUAAACAAUAAUUUAAAAUGGUCACACAUUUUGUAUUACUAAAAUAACACCAGGCCUUUGUGUAUCUGAUAAUAAAUGUGCCAAAAGUGAGACAAGUUUAACUAAUUCACAUGUUUAGACUUGUUUUACAUAUCUCUUAGUUAAUAACCAUUGGUGAAUUAUUGUUGGAAUAUAUAGAAAUUAGGCUCUUUUAUAUCUAAAUAGGUAUCUGCAGAAAAAUAACUUGUCUAACUUUUAUAGCUGUGAAAUAUGCUGUAAUGAGAAAAUGCAAAGCAAAACACCAGAAAAUAACUUAAAAAUGUAUGUGCCCAGAGGAUUCUUGGACAGUUUUGAAUGUUUUCUGAAUGUGGUGUAACAUCUUGAGCCAAUUUUAUCACAAAUUUGGUGGAAAAAAGAAACCGCUUGAUUAUUUUGAAAGUGGUUUGAAUACCUGAACUGGAACAAUUGUUUUUAUGAAAAAAAGAUUCAUUAAAAAUACUUCUAAUA
This is a messenger RNA of Periophthalmus magnuspinnatus, 3281 nucleotides long. It is a transcript of the gene nudt4b, whose product is annotated as nudix (nucleoside diphosphate linked moiety X)-type motif 4b. NCBI's taxonomy places the organism in Eukaryota, Metazoa, Chordata, Actinopteri, Gobiiformes, Gobiidae. Gene Ontology annotation, molecular function: bis(5'-adenosyl)-hexaphosphatase activity; bis(5'-adenosyl)-pentaphosphatase activity; diphosphoinositol-polyphosphate diphosphatase activity. Gene Ontology annotation, cellular component: cytoplasm; nucleus. The record is from RefSeq and is a predicted model, not a curated record. The coding region runs from base 324 to 881 and encodes 185 amino acids. The transcript has 5 exons. Gene Ontology annotation, biological process: adenosine 5'-(hexahydrogen pentaphosphate) catabolic process; diadenosine pentaphosphate catabolic process; diadenosine hexaphosphate catabolic process.